ACAUAUGUAUAUAAUAUACCUAGGUACAAUAUGGUACGCAGCUGCUGCCAACCGUCAAUGUAUACCCAUUUGUUCACCCAAUAACCUUUAUGCGGGUUGCUGUAGCGUAACGUAAAUCUCAAUAUUGGAUGCGACUCGACGUCACUCAGUGGACUCAACAAAGGGAGGGGGAAAGAAGCAUCGGUGCCCAAUUUAGAGCAAACGUAAGUUAAAGUAUGUGCUACCUGCACUAGAAAGAAAUAGUAGAAGCCUUCCAUUGUGAUUUAGGUUUCCAACUUCAUUUUUAAUCCGAAAAUGGCUGCGACGGAGUCAUCUUAUUCGACACCCAAGUGGUGGAAGGAAGCUGUGGUCUACCAGAUCUACCCCGCAAGUUUUCAGUGUCAGCCUGGCGUAACUUCAGGAUGGGGCACUAUCAAGGGUAUUACCUCUCGACUUGACUACUUGAAAUCGUUGGGUGUAGAUGUGGUCUGGUCUUCACCCAUUCUCAAGUCCCCGCAGGCCGAUAUGGGGUACGACAUUGCCGAUUACAAGCAGAUUGACUCGCGGUACGGGUCGCUUGAAGAUGUCGAUGAGCUUAUCGCCGAGUUAAAGAAGCGGGAUAUGAAACUCAUGAUGGAUUUGGUGGUAAACCAUACGAGCAACGAGCAUCCAUGGUUUCUCGAGAGUCGUGCGGGUAUCGAAAAUCCCAAGCGCAGUUGGUACAUCUGGAAAAGGCCGAAGAGCAUUGGUCCCGAUGGCGUACCAGAGCCACCUAACAACUGGGCGCAGAUUCUUGGCGAAGCUAAUUCGGCUUGGACUUACGAUGAAAAGACUGGCGAAUUUUAUCUCAGUCUUUUCACACCAGAACAGCCUGAUUUAAACUGGGAAAAUCCGGAGGUCAGGGCGGCCAUCUGGGAUGUGAUGCAUUUCUGGAUGGCCCAAGGCGCGUCCGGUUUUCGAAUGGACGUUAUUAACCUAAUCUCUAAGGUUCCUGGUUAUCCGGAUGCUGACAUCGUCCUUGGUCCCGGCCACAAAUACCAACCAGGGACGAAGUAUUUCGUUAACGGACCAAAGCUACACGACUACCUACGAGAGAUGUACCAAGAGGUACUGAGUAAGUACGAUACGAUCACGGUGGGUGAGAUGCCCGGCGUCAGCGACGAGAAAGAGAUUCUGCGAAGUGUUGGUUCCAAUUCCGAAGAGCUGAGAAUGAUCUUCAUAUUCGACUUGGUGGACAUCGAUAAACCUAAUGUUAGGAUGGCCCUGAAGCCAUGGGACGUCAAAGAGAUGAAGUCAAUUAUUACGAGGUGGCAACGGGUGAUGAUAGAUCACGAUGGAUGGAACUCGGUGUUUAUUGAAAACCACGACAAUCCGAGAUCGAUCUCGCGAUACACAGACGACAGCGAUGAAUGGCGGGUGAAGGGUGCCAAGCUUCUCUCACUUAUGCAGACCACCCUCGGGGGCACCCUUUUCGUCUACCAAGGCGAGGAGAUAGGCAUUCGCAAUGCUCCCACCACGUGGGAUAUUUCCGAAUUUAAGGAUAUCGAAACCAUCAACUACUGGAAGAAGUGCGAGAAACUGUACGCGAACGAUAAGGAGAAGCUUGCUUACGCCCGGAAAAUUAUUGACAUGAAGGCACGCGACCACGCACGAACCCCAAUGCAAUGGAGCGCAGGGGAGAACGCGGGUUUCUGCGACCCGGGUACGAAGCCGUGGAUGAGAGUCAUGGAUGAUUAUAAGUCCAUAAAUGUCGAGGCUCAAUUGAAAGCAGAUGACCCCAAAGAAUCCUCCGUUUGGCAAUUCUGGCAGGAGGCAUUGAAAAGCAGAAAGGAGCAUGCCAAUGCUUUCGUAUACGGAGACUUCCAGGAAUUAUCCCCAGAGCAUUCAGAGAUAUAUGCUUAUGUUCGAAAAAGAGUGGAGGGCGUUCGUUGGCUUGUUAUCCUCAACUUUUCUAAGAAGGAAUUGGAAUGGGAAUUUCCUCAGGGGGUUGAGAUCGAAGCCUGGGCCAUUAGCAAUUACGUGAAAGGUAUUCCGGACAAGCCAAAGCAGUCAUCCGUAACCCUGAAGCCAUGGGAAGGAGUUCUGGGCAAGUUGAAGUAGAACAUGAGGUCGACUUUUUGGGAGAGCCCGAAAGAUACAGAUUCAGAACUAGAGUGCUCACGAAAAUAUCCGUGAAAUAUCGAUGCGCGUCAGCUUACGUAUUCGAGUUCACUAAUCUCUUCGUACCCCAACAUUGAAGCCGAGGUCAUCGCACCGCUAGAAUAUCAUGCAUAGGGUAUUUUAAUCGUAUCUUCAUAAUUAUAUCAACAAAAACAACCGUCUAAGCAGUGCAUUGUGUCGUUGCCAUCCCAGUUCAAAUAAUUAUGAAUACCCGGAUAUCGCAUAUAAGGUAAUCAAACACAGCGAUCUUCAGAAUAUCUCACUGGCCUUAGUUGUCUAGUGGGCUGAUAACGGGAUCCCAACACACGGGUGCGUAUACAUCGAACUC
Molecule: messenger RNA, 2467 nt
Organism: Hypoxylon trugodes
Lineage: Eukaryota; Fungi; Ascomycota; Sordariomycetes; Xylariales; Hypoxylaceae
Product: glycoside hydrolase family 13 protein
Exons: 4
Coding region: 295-2079 (594 amino acids)
Biological process (GO): oligosaccharide catabolic process
Molecular function (GO): alpha-amylase activity
Source: RefSeq, a predicted model, not a curated record